Molecule: messenger RNA, 7249 nt
Organism: Gavialis gangeticus (Gharial)
Lineage: Eukaryota; Metazoa; Chordata; Crocodylia; Gavialidae
Gene: SREK1
Product: splicing regulatory glutamic acid and lysine rich protein 1
Exons: 11
Coding region: 3401-5155 (584 amino acids)
Cellular component (GO): nucleoplasm
Molecular function (GO): RNA binding
Source: RefSeq, a predicted model, not a curated record
UGCAAGAUGCAUUGUCUUUAAUGAUGUUAUCUGUGGGAAGGUGGAAACAACUUUUUUUGUAUUGCACAAUUAAAUGCUAGAACGGUAUUUUCAUUUUGAAAUGAAAAAGGAAUUUUCUCCAAAAAAAAUUAUUCACAAAUUGGCAUUUUUUGAAAGUGACUAGACAUAACAGGAAAAUAACAAACUAUUCUUACACUUACCACCAGACUGGCUAGGAGUCGAAAAUGUCUGUGACUUACUUAAAUGUAUUUGUUCGUCACUGAAUCUUUUUUUAAUCAUGCAAUGAUAGUUUUGGUACAAAACAACAAGAAACUUGUUCUUCUGAGCGCUUGCGUGAGGAUCAAAUACUGUGACUUGUACCUACUUAAGACAUUGUCUUUUUUGUUCUGUGUUCAUACAGUGCUUAGCGCAAUGGGCCCUAGUUCACUAGUAGGGCUCCUGUGUGCUAUGCCGAUGAUGAACUACAUAUUAAGGCAAAAUUACUUACUCUUGCAGUAUGUGCUCAGAAGAGGGGAGCAGAAGCAAUUUAGAUCCACUUAAGGUCUCUUUGUAAUUCCAGAUCGCUGUAAAGAAGCCCUACCAUAAAUAAGAAUGAUACCUUCAUUUAUUAGUGAAUACCAGAGAGGUCAUUAAAAUAAUAUUAAAGCUCUUGCCUGAACUAGUAUAAGUCAAAAACUGAUUUGUAAAGUAGAAGUGACAUGCUUUGGUACUCUUUAAAGCAUUGCAAUUCAACUUGAACGGGUGAAUUAAGGAUGAUGUACAGCAUGAAUGUCCUACUUUGUCAGCUUAUAUGACGUCUGAAUGUUCUUUAUAGUUUUAUGGCUUUACAUUCCUUUUUUAAUACCUGCUCAAGAAUAGAAAAGCUCUUUGAGGGUGUGUUUCAAAUUUAUUUAGUGCCAGUUUAUCACUCUUUUGGAUUAGCAGUCAUGCAGGAAUUUUUUCAAAAUGAUUUCUGUUUUCAGGAUUCUAGAUUUAUUUUUAUGACAGUUUCUACAGUAUUUUGUUGUCUGUGAAAUUGCUAUUUUUUCUUAAAAUCAUACUGAAAAAUAUUCAAUUAGAUGCUCAGGAAAAUUUGUAGAAAUCAAGUAAAAUUCUGAAGAUGUAGACAGGUUUCCAGAUCUUUGAGGUGAAGUCAGUUUUCCAUUAAAAGAGUAAGGGGAACAGGGAAGGACUUUUUUGUGGAGAAAAACAAUGACAUUAUGUAUAAUGUUUGUUAUUUUAAAGUAUGUAAUCAGGUGAUCAGAACAGGGAAACUAAUUUUAUUAUUUUAAAUUACUUAUCCAUUUCAUGGACUAUUCUAAUAGUUUGAUUACAGAUCAGGUCAUGAUUCAGUAAGUUGCUUAAGUGUUUUCCAAAUUUAAAGAAAUUGGUAGUUUCACUGUUGUCUUCAAGUACUGUUUGUAUGCUUAGAGUUUAGGUACAUACUUAAGUACUUUUCUGAGCUGAGGACCCUGAUUCAUCUACCGCUUAAAUACGUUCUUAAUGCCACCCCUAUUAAAGGAGGUAUUUAAGCUUAAAGAUAUUUAAAGAUAAAUAUAUAUUUAAGUUUUUUCUGAAUAGGGAUUGCUUAAGUCUAUGCUGAAGUUAUGCAUGUGCUUAAGUACUUUGAGCCAGGACCUAAAUUAGUGUACAAUAUUACUGUUCUAGGCCCCGUUGCUGUACAUUUUUUUCACUUAUGAGAUCACAUUGACUUCUGUGGGCUGUUGUACAGGUGAUAGGGUAAUUGCAGGAGAAGGUCUUUGCAAGAUUAGGGUCUUACUGAUCUGUUAUAUGGACCGUUAUGAUUUCAAGAAGUCAAGUAUGUAAUUGUGUGUCUACUUUGCAUGCACAAAUACUGUGGAUAUAUGUUCAGAUAUCUGUUAAGUUGCAUAGCUGGGAAUUUGUGCAAGCAAAUAUUUACUUCCCAUGAACACGUAAGCAAAUCAGAUAUACGUACCUACAUUGCAUGUCUGACUUAAAAUGAGGCCAGUAAAGCAUUGAUGACUUGAAUUUAUGCAUUUUUUUUAAAUUAUGGAAGAAGUUAUUUUGCAGUUAAUUUUCAGGGCACUAAUAAUUUGAUUUUAUUUUUCUCUUUUAGAAAGCAAAAUGGCUUGGUCUCUUAUGUGUUAUGGACCAAAGUCUUCAAAAUUUAACUAAAAAUAAAAUAAUGUGUUUGUUUAACAGGACUGCAGCAAAAAUGCAUUUGGAACUGUGCUCUUAUUUUUUUCUGUUCUACACAUUACAUUGCAUUGAUUUUGUUUUGUAUUUUUAAUAUAUCCAACUCAAACUCAAAUAUGCAUCUGGGCUGCAAAUUGUAAUGCAGAUUCUUCAAAGUGUUCUUUUUGCUGUAUGACUCCUGUGAGCUGUAAUGGGAACUGUACUGCUGAAACUUUGCACCAUGCUUUGAAAAAUUACCUCCCAUUUUACUUUUUGAUUAGGAGUAUUUUUGUAUAUAUUAAUAACAACCCCCCAGUCUGUGCAAAUGAACUGUAACAGCAGAAGGGUACUGUUACAGAAUUUGUGUUAAAAGCCAAGACCUAUUUAUAUUUUCUUAUUGUAAAAUAAAAAAAAAAUAAAAAAAGCUAAUUCCUAUUAGUAAUAUGCAUGAGGUAAUGUAUGGGGGCUGAAUUGGAUAGAGCGGUUACUUUGGUAAUUUGGAACAGAUUAAGCAGUCCUUAGGUCCCAAGUACGAUUAGAAGUUCUGUUUUGUUUUUUUUAAUCUCAUUGUUUAGGUUUUGUUGCGAUUUUAAAUCCCUUAAAUUAGAAAUCAGUAUCUUGGAAAAUGCAUCUUGGAAAUUUUCAUGUUAAAAUAGUAGCAUGACCUGGAGAAUUUUAAAUGUGUUACAGCUGCAGUAUAAAUUCUGAGGGAAGCUUAGUACACUAGGAAGGAAAUGAAAAUUGAGCAGGUAUCUUGGUAAAUUUAUAAUUUACUUUAAAGUUCCAUUUAACUUCAGAUGACUUAGACUCAGAAACUGUCCAGCUCCAGUGUUGUUUUUCCCCUAUCUUGAUUCCACGUGCAUUAUAGAAUUUGUGUGGAGUCUCUGGAUUUUUUUUUUCUCAUCCAAACUGGGUAGCAUUAGCAGAAGAUCAGAGGCAGGUGUCAGUUAACACGUACUUGUUUUUUUUCUUUUUUUCCUUUUUUCUUUCUUUCUUUUUUUGACUAAUUUGGUUAUUUGCCAUUUCUGGGGAUUAAACUUUAAAAAAUGUUCUUCUUUUCUGUAUCUGAUGUUCUGUGUGCUAUUAGUGAUGCAGCCAACACGAACGGUUGUCAUGUGUAAAACAACUUUCGAUCACCGUGAAAACACCGCCCUGGGAAAGCGUCCAUGCUUGAUAUCGUUUGGUUCAUGAACAUUAAGUUUCCAGUACAGGUAAAAUCCCAGAUGAAGCCAAAGCCCUUUCUUUAUUGGCUCCUGCUCCUACUAUGACAAGCCUGAUGCCUGGCGCAGGGUUGCUUCCUAUACCAGCACCAACUCCUUUGACCACUCUUGGUGUUUCACUUGGUACCUUGGGAGCUAUUCCAGCAGCAGCUUUGGACCCUAACAUUGCAGCACUUGGAGAUAUUCCACAGCCACCAAUUAUGGGAAAUGUGGAUCCUUCCAAAAUCGAUGAAAUUAGGAGAACAGUCUAUGUUGGAAAUCUGAAUUCCCAGACUACAACAGCAGAUCAACUUCUUGAAUUCUUUAAGCAAGUUGGAGAAGUCAAGUUUGUGCGAAUGGCUGGUGACGAGACGCAGCCAACACGGUUUGCUUUUGUGGAAUUUGCAGAUCAAAAUUCUGUACCUCGAGCUCUUGCCUUUAAUGGAGUUAUGUUUGGAGACAGGCCACUGAAAAUAAAUCAUUCCAAUAAUGCAAUAGUGAAACCUCCUGAAAUGACACCACAGGCUGCUGCCAAGGAGCUGGAAGAAGUGAUGAAGAGAGUAAGGGAAGCCCAGUCUUUCAUAUCUGCAGCUAUUGAGCCAGAGUCUGGAAAGAGCAGUGAAAGAAAAGGCGGUCGAUCUCGUUCGCAUUCUCGUUCAGAAUCCAGGUCUAGUUCAAAAUCGCGAUCUAGAAGGAAAAGAUCACACUCAAAACUCAGGAGCAGAUCUCGCAAUAGAUCACUCUCUAGACACAAGGAUAGACGCCGUUCUAGAAGUCCUCCCAAAAAGCGUUCCAGUUCUAAGGAAAGGCGGAAAUCAAAAAGUCGUUCUCAUUCUCGGGACAAGAAGAAAGAUAAAGAGAAGGUCAAGGAAAAAGAAAAGGUCAAAGAAAAGGACAAAGAGAGAGACAGGGACAAAGAGAAGGAGAGAGACAGAGAGAAAGAAAGGGAGAGAGAGAGAGACAAAGAGCGAAGUAGGGACAAGGACAGGGACAGAGACAAGGACAAAGAUAGGGGCAGAGACAAAGAGAGAAACAAGGACCGGGAAAGAGUUAAGGACAAGGAGAAGGACAGGGACAAGGAGAAGGACAAGGAGAAAGAUAGGGACAGAGAGAAGGACAAGGAGGUAGAUCAAGACAAAGAGAAGGAAGCAAAACUGGAGAAAGAGGGGGAUAAGGAGAAAGAGGGGGAUAAGGAUAGAGAAAAAGUGAAGGACAAGGAGGGGGACAAAGACAAGGAAAAAGGAGGGAACAAGGAGAAGGACAAAGAAAAAGAGAGAGACAAGGAUGGGGACAAAGAAAAGGACAAGGAGAAGGACCGUGAGAGAGAAAAAGAGAGAUCCAAAGAGAGAGAUGAUAAAAAGAAGAAAGAUAAGAGAUCCCGAACACCCCCCAGAAGUUAUAGUUCAUCAAGAAGAUCUCGCAGUUCCAGCAGAGAAAGGCGUAAGAGGAAAAGCAGAAGUCCUUCCAAAUCUCCAAAAACAUCCAAAACAACAAAGAGAAAGUCUUCCCGGUCUCCCUCACCAAGAAGAAAUAAGAAGGAAAAAAAGAGAGAAAAAGAAAGGGAUUCAAAUAAUGAAAGGAAAGAGAGAGAGCGAUCUACAUCCAAGAAAAAGAGCAGCAAAGAGAAAGAAAGUCGGGAGAGGUCUGAUAAAACCAGCACUACACUAAAGGAUAAAGGUCGCCCUAAAGAAGAUCAGCAUUCUGAGACUGACAAGGAAGUUGACAAAGAUGCACAAAGGACAGAUGAAGUCAAACUGCAGCAAAAUGGGAACUGUCAGCCAAAUGAAGAAAAUCUCUCUAUUAAAAUAGAAGAAGUUUAGUGCUAAGAAUGGACCUCUCGUUUAACUGUGGAUUGAAAUCCAAAGCUUUUUAUUUCCCUGAAAGAGGAAGAAAACUUCAAAGCAAUCAACUGACCAUGUUGAUAGUACUAGUAGCUCUUCCAACUCUUGUGAUAGCUUUGUUGUCUUGCUGUAAAGCAGGAAAGAGCAUGGACCAGUAGUAAGUACCAUGGUAAGGCCAUCAGAACUAUUCAUCCAUGAGAAACCAUGCAUUUCCAUGAUGGCUGUAUUUAUUUGUAAAAUGAUUUACGUUAACUUUCGCCAAGAGCUGUUACAAAAGGAAGUGAAAAUUGAAAGAUGUAAACCUGUACUAUCCAGAGAAGCUGAAGAUCUACAUUGGAGGCUGUUGGAAUACUGUUGGUUGAUAAAUUUUGUAUUGGUUUACCUUGUGGUUUGUUUUGUUUUUUUGUUUUUUAAACAAAACUUCAACAUGUACUGUUUGAUAAUGUGCUUGGAAAUGGUGCAUAAGUAUACACACCUUCCCUUGUUGUACACGAUAACUAUGAAAGAAAGGUUUUUAAACAUAAUAGUUUUACAGUUUGUUAAAUACUCACUGACUAGUAAGUUUUCAUUUGCUCACUGCUUGAGAUUUUCAGUUUUCUUAUUUGGACUUCUUUUCUUAUUUGUAUCCCUAAAAUGAAUAUUUCUUUUAAUUGUAAUUGAAAAUUGCAUGCUACUGUUCUGUACCUAGAAGGUACACUACCUACCAUGUUAUAGAUAAUAAUUUAGCAUACGGAGGGUUUUUUUGUUUCUUCCAAAGGUGAGCACAUUUGUAUGGUAAUAUCAAAACUUCUAGUUUUGUUUUAAGCCAUCUGUUCAGCUGAAAAUGGUACAGGUGCCAUUAUGAAAAUAAACUUUUUUUUUCAAAGUAGGAUAUGGGAGCACAAGCAGAAGCUUUAGUGCCUUCUUAAAAUGUGGUAUACUAUUUUCUAGAAAUGUAUUUGUGCUAUUACUCCUUUUUAUUUAAAUCUUACAUGAUCUUGAUUUAGCUAUUUUACCAUCACUACCCCAGUGGACAAGAAUAUAAGAAGUUUGUCAGAACAGUUAUAUUUGGUUUGCUUGAUGCAAGAUUAAAGCUCCUUUUUUAAAAAAAAGACUUAUAGGUGAACUCAAAAGCUCAGUUAGGGGACCACAAUACUAUAUAGGAUAAAAGCUGAAUGCCAAGCAUUCUCUAAUUUCACCUAAAUCAGAGGGAGCCUGUUAAACACUUUUUCUGCAUUUGGAUGGCCUUAAUCAUUACCUCUCAUUAACCUUCUCUAAUGCUGGUUGUGUGAUCAAAAAGGAAUCAUAUGUAAAGUUUUUUUGAAAAUGAAAGUAGCUUGAAAAGAACAGUAGUCUAAUUCACAUGGGAGUUACAUGGUAGAAAUUCUUUUUCAUUUUUGGACAGUCUUUGGGGAGGGAACAUGUAAGUUAAGAGAAUGACACACAGCAACUAUUUUGUCAAGUAAAAUGUGACUUGUGCUCUCUGAACUAAUUUCAUCACUGUAAGAUUUCUUAAAGUGAUACCUUUAGAACUUGCUUAUACUAAAAUCAAGUAGACUUAUUUUUAAUACAACUUAAUACAAUCAAAUGACUUAAUUGCCUUACCUCAUGGGAAGAGUUAUUUCUAUCAAUAUAAAAACUGAGUAGCAUAUUAGUUCCUUGCUUUCAAUUUGAUUUUCCUUGAUGCAGUCAUAGAAACCUCAACAUUGUAUGGGGAAUGAAAACUUGCCCUCUCUAUAAGGUAAUGAAACCCAGUUUUGAUUGUGAAGCUGCUUAAUCAACUCUUUGUUUUUGUUAGGAUUUAAAGUUUCUUGCCACUGUGUGCAUUUUAAGACUAGAAGAUGCUUUACCAUGUAAAGUAUAAACAGUCAUUUUUGUGAUGAUUAAGCCACAUGCAGUUGGCUGGUAAACAGCUUAUUCUGAUAAAAGAAUGACAAAUCUGUAUGCUAUGGAAAGACUGUGAAGGAUUGUGUCUUGCAACAACAACUGUCUUAUUUAUGACGUGUAAGUAGCGUAGAGCAAAGAGAUUGUUUGUUUGUAUACUUGUUAUCUUUGGUACCAUUUCACUAAUAAAAUUAAGUAUUUUAGAGGGAA